CCAUCUUGUGUUUACGCAUUGCGCAUGGCCUGGCAAACUGCAUAAGAACGGAGGGGCGGGAAGGGAGAUAUCAGGCCCUUUAUCAGGCCCAGCCAACUGCCCGCCAUUUCGACGUACUCCAGAACCGACGCCUAACGCUGUUUUCCGUCGCAUAUUCAAUGCGUGAAGCGCAAUACGAACCCUCUUUUUGCGGGAAAGAAGCUUCCACGACAACCCAUACCACAAUAGCCUCACUGACACCCCAACGGGUUUAAUCCGUCCCACGCCGCCCCGAAGGCACAAUAGCGGCACCCUACGUUCCGCAAGCGUUAUCCAGACUACACCCCCCUAAUUCGUAAAGCAUAAUAACGCGGUUUGUCAGAGGAGCAGCCUCCGGAGGGCCUGCAGGGAUUCGAAGAAUUCCCUUACCACACCAGUAUAGCAGAAUUUAGAAAGCAAAUGUCGGUAGACAACUCCACCCUGCAAUUCACGGCAGUCCCUACAGCGCAUCAGAUGUCGAAGGGGUCAUUGAACACGCAGCAAGGAGUCGCAGCGCCGCCUGUCGGCCAGCAACCGCCGCGGAAGUCGUCGUUCUUCAAACUGAUCUCGGGGUUGGGGAGGAAAGAGAAACGGGAAGAGAAUGAUUCGGCGGGGAGUAUGGAGGGCGUCGGGGAGUCGAUUGCGGCAGUUAAGCCGGGUUCACAAUCGCCCAAACCCCGUCGGCAGUCGUUGAAGGAGGUUGUUAAGCGCCGAUUAUCCAAAGGCGCGAGGCUGGAACCGCUCGCCCCCGCGGCAAAACCACAGGACGGAAACGGAGUGCCUGCGGCACCAGUCGUAGACGAUAGCCACAGCACGGUGCACGUAACCUCCCGACGGGACAGCGCCGACUCUGCUUCAUCCACAUCCCGGCCGACCUCGCGAAGCGGGUCGGGACAGUAUACCGAGAUGUGUAUCCCCGGCCCGAUCUCCCGCCGGGGUUCGGCGUCAUACGGGGAACCGCCGCUGAUGUCCUCGCGACGCGGGUCGGGUGCGUCGGUGACUACGGCUGCGACGUUGACGUUAAGAAGUCAUUCGAGUGGGAGCGGGUUGGGUGAUGAGAGAGUCGUUUCGGCGAUGCCGGUGGUUCCGGCGCCUACCUCGUCGUCACCGUUGAGGAAAUCGUUUUUCCCGGAAUUGAGUGUGCCGUUGGUUGCGGAUGAGAAAAGGGUUGAGGAGGAGUGUAAGGCGGUGGACCCGGUGGAGAAGCAGGAUUUGUUUGCGUCGACUACGUUGCAAAUGCCGUCGAUUCCUGACUCGUGCUGUGGUAACUCCCGGUGUGAGGAUUUGUCGCAGCAGACGCACGAUAUCGUCGUUGGCGGUGAACUAAGAAGCGCUACGAUGGAGGAGUUGACGACUUUAGUUGCUUUUGGGGUUGUUUUGCCGAGUAUGGAGGAUGCGAUUCGGAUUGGGUCGGCUGCGAAUGGCCGGGGCGCACAGGUGUCUCUUGACCGGACGCUGGGACGAGCGGGGGCGAAUGGGGCAGGUACUGGGACCCCCGAACGCCGGAGGUCUGUCCCGAAAACUCCCGAGCGUCGCGCCUCGCUCCCUCCGUCGGGAAAAGAACAAUGCGGGGCUAUGGCAGCGUUACAACAGGCAGCGGCAUUAGCGGCGGGUCAAGCGCCAACACCCACAGGCGGCCGCAGUCGUCGCUACUCCCUCCCCGGAAACUCUACCCUCCCUAACAUCACUACCCAACCGCAACCUAUCCUCAAAGGAUCUACCGUCUCCUCCAUCCGCAGCAAACCAUUACCAACACCCGCGAAACCCACCCCAGUAAUACCCGACACUCACCCCAAAUCCGCCCCACCACUUUCCAACCCCGCCAUCGCCGCCCUCCGCCGCGGCCGGGUCCGCUCCAACUCUAACCCAACCCCGCCAACGUUCACCUCCACCUUCGACGUGAACCCCUCCUCAACCCCAAAGACCUCGCAAUCCGCCAUCGCGAAGGAACUGCCCAACUUCGAGCGCGAGCUCAACGUGCGUAUGCGCGCGUCGAUCUAUUUGGCGGGGGAGUAUAUCAUCCGGAAGAACGAGAUUGGACGCGAGAUGUUUUUUAUCGGGAAGGGGAGGGUCGAGGUUGUCAGUGGGGAUGGGAUGAGGGUCUAUGGUGUCAUCGGUGCCGGCUCCUUUUUCGGCGAACUAGGAGUCCUCUUCGACAUCCCCCGCACCGCCUCCGUCCGCGCGCUCGAAAACACCCUCUGCAUGGUCCUCUCCCGCGACGACCUCAAGGAGGCGCUCAAAGGUUUCCCUUCCAUCUCUGCGCGCUUUCAGACGGUGGUUGAGCAGCGGAUGGCGUUGAUUCGGGCGAGGAAGCAGAGUAGCCCGCAGCCGACUGUUAGGGUGAAUAAAGGGAUUACAGCUAUUCAGGAGGACUUGGAGGAAGAGGAGUAGUUCAACACUUAGGGGUAGUCCGCGUAGUGAAUUUUUUGGGAUAGGUUUGACGUUUUAGCGUAGCAGUAGUUGGAAGUUUCAGUUUUGUUUUUCUGUAGAUGUCCUUCGCUCUUGGUUUAGAGUGGAAAUACAAAGACAACUUCGGGGACCUCUUGGGCUUUUCUCAUGAAAAGUGAUCCAAGUGAACUUCCGGAACGUAACGAAGUAGCCGACAUCGCACCACCACGGCACCGAGCACUGGCCUUCACCCAAAGUAAGCAUCGAUGAUAAAGAGAGGAAAAGUGGGCAGGCGAGCGGCCCUGGCCACCCGCCAGCGUCUCGUAUAAGCAAAACGUCGUG
Fimicolochytrium jonesii is the source of this 2748-nucleotide messenger RNA. RefSeq lists its product as uncharacterized. NCBI's taxonomy places the organism in Eukaryota, Fungi, Chytridiomycota, Chytridiomycetes, Spizellomycetales, Powellomycetaceae. The coding region runs from base 439 to 2409 and encodes 656 amino acids. The transcript has 2 exons. Gene Ontology annotation, molecular function: protein-containing complex binding. The record is from RefSeq and is a predicted model, not a curated record.